Lactuca virosa is the source of this 632-nucleotide messenger RNA. The record is from the annotation of a GenBank genome assembly. Lineage: Eukaryota; Viridiplantae; Streptophyta; Magnoliopsida; Asterales; Asteraceae.
AUGGUAACAAUCCUGAGAUUGCGCCAUAGAGGUCCAGACUGGAGUGGGCUCCACAGUGAGCAAGACUGUUAUCUUAACUCUUAUGAUGUUGCAAUGAGUAUUGACCCUAAGUGGAAGAUGAUUCAACGAGAUAUUGGGAGGAUUGAGAAGUUGGUCUUGCGCAAUGCAUUUGAUGAUGCCGAAAGCCCUUAUCUGCCAAAGCACAUACUGUACAGACAAAAGGAACAAUUCAGUGAUACAGUUGGAUUGAUGGUACAGCUGGAGCGUGCGAAGCAGUCAACCAAGUCUGCCAUUCUGAUGAACCUUGAAUCAAGAAUGGUUGCUUCAGAAGAUAUUGGCAGACAAUGUCCCUUUCAGCCUAGUUAUACAGAAUGCGGGUAUUAUGUUCUUAAGUUCAUGAAAGCGGUUGUUGACGAAGGACUUGAAGUAUUGAAUAACAAUUUUUGGGGGAAGAGACAUCGAGCUUGACAGGGUGCGUGAAAAUGGGCUAUUUAUGUCAUAAAUUUUAUUUAUCAGUGAUAUGAAUUCGACAAGUACUUUUUGAUGAAUUUGGACCGUAUUUUUGAAUUUGACACUAUAGUUCGUGUAAGCCUUUUUAUAUAUGUAUGAUAUUUUAUUUUGUGUUGUUAGAC